Anopheles aquasalis is the source of this 2100-nucleotide messenger RNA. RefSeq names its product reticulon-4-interacting protein 1, mitochondrial-like. Gene Ontology annotation, molecular function: oxidoreductase activity. NCBI's taxonomy places the organism in Eukaryota, Metazoa, Arthropoda, Insecta, Diptera, Culicidae. Gene Ontology annotation, cellular component: mitochondrion. The record is from RefSeq and is a predicted model, not a curated record.
CUUACCCAUCACAACCUCAACCAAAACUUCUUUAAAGCCGCCAGAACCGAGUCACGAAAUUGCGUUGGAAAAUCGUAAACUUCCAGCGCAAGGAAUCGUCGGGAAAUAUGAAAAACAGUUUCUGAAUUGUGCAAUUAUCGAACGAAAGCCGGUGCUCUGCAAAUUCUGCUGAUUGAGCUAAACAUAGAAAUGUGUAGUUCUCGGGAAGAGCACUGCCGAAAUUGAAGAGCCGCACAGCACACCCAGAACGACUGUGGAGUCGAUUAGUCCCCCACUAGGCGGCGGGAAAAAACGGGCCCUACCAAGCACCUCUAGUUGGCGCCCGGAAAAAUGGACGCUGCGAAGCGAUUGGGCGAUGUCGUGAGCAACGUGCAGAAUAACCUUACCAUGGCAACCGAAAGCGGUCUACGCGUGGUGCGCCAGUACUCCGACGAGGGACGUAGCAUGGCGAUGCGAGCCCUAAACGAAGCCCAAAGCGAGGCUGGACCAAUAAUGCGCAAUGCCUGGACCAACUUUUUACAAAUAGUUCAACGACUGAAAGCCACUGCCCGCAAUGUGCUCGAUCCAUCGGUGCUGAUCGAAGAGCUGCGUAUCAUAUUUCGUGAUGAAAUUGCCCGGAACAAUGCGUUUCUCGUUCUGAUCGGUCUCGGUUUCGGUACCACCGGUGGGUUUAUGCUGGGAAUGUGGAUCGCUCGACCGCACCUACCGACACCGAUUAUGAAAUCGAUCGCAUCCACCUCGUUCCGCGAUCCUGACAAUGUGGUCGUCUGCCAAACGGCCGUACCACAGUUUCAAUCGGCCUCCGAUAUACUGGUGCGUGUCCGGGCGGCUUCUCUUAAUCGAAUCGAUCGGCGUAUUGCGUUCGGAUACGGGCGAACCCUGAGAAGGUUGAUACGCUGUUACAAUAGCACGUACGAUCCGGAAUUGCCACUGGUACUGGGUCGCUCAUGUGCCGGUAUCGUCGAAGCAGUCGGAAAUGGGUCAAAGAGUGGUCUGGAGAUUGGUGACGAGGUGUGGCUUGCAACGCAAUGGUACGAACCCGGUGUUGCCUCGGAGUUUGUCGUCGUCCCCGAGACACGGGUUUCCCGGAAACCUUUCCUAAUUGGCUUCGAAGGAGCUGCCAGUUUGCCGUACAGUGGAUCAAUCGCUCUCAAUCUGCUCGAUUCCCAUCGUCUCAACGAGCACACGUGCAGUGGAAGAAGAAUUCUGGUGCAGGAUGCUUGCUCACCGGUCGGUUGUGUCAUUACCCAGUUGGCCCACAAAUGGGGAGCCCACGUUGCCGUCACUUGCCACACUCGUUCGGUUCCGGUGAUCAACAAUUUGGGUGCUGCCGACAUCAUCACCUUCGCGAACGAACACUUUCGCUCGAAUUUUAUCGACGUGAACGUGGACAAAUCGAACUUUAUCAACGAGCUGACGUCGCGGGAAAAGUUCCACUUUAUCUUUCUUACCACCCGGCUAGGGUACGAUUACAAAUUUAUGGAAAAGUUUCUCACCAAAGACGGCGUGAUCGUGGAUGCGGUCGAGCCGGAACUCUCCACCGAUGAUUACGGUGUUGUAGGUCGAUUCUUCCUGGGCACUUAUGUUCGCUUUCGUCGGGCCCUGGCUUUCCUCUGCCGGACCCACGUUGACUGGGGAGGACCACAUCUGUGCCAUCGAAUGCUGGAACGAUUGGCCGGUUUCGUGAACGAUGAAACGCUGAAAACCGUUGUGGAUAGAGUCUACACUCCGAGUGAGGUUGAACGAGCCCUAGAGCAUAUCUGCAGUGAAAAGAGCAUUGGCAGCACCAUCAUAACGUUCCGAUAGGAACCACCCGGUGGCGAAUGCCUGGAAUACAAUCAACCGUCAUAACGAGUCACCACCGACGACAGAACUAAGACUUGUGCAACGCCGUGGAGAGUUUUUGGGCUUUGCGUUGCCAUUUUGUAUACGCCGCUAGCGUGUCUGUUGAUCUUUUUUUUUUACUUUCGUUACUUUCGUUUUGUUUCACAUUUGCGCGGUAGAUUAGUUCUGUUUCUUUUUCAGUUUACGAAAAGAUGGUUAUGAAAUAAACGAAUCGAACUGACCAGUUUUCUCAACAAUAUGGAUAAAAUUAAGAAA